AUGGCCUCGCGAGUCCUUGUGUCUGGUCUUCCCCGGUCCCUCCCUCCCCUUCCUCCGGGCCCUGGCCCUACCUGUGUCCCCUGUGUCGAGGGGCGCCAGCGUGCUGUCCCUCACUCCUCCCAGUUUCCUCCGACAGAGGCCCCGUUGCAGACGCUUCACAUGGACGUGUGGGGCCCAGCCCGCGUCCGUGGACAGGGUCAGGAGCGCUACUUCCUGCUGGUUGUUGACGACUACUCGCGUUACACCACAGUCUUCCCCUUGCGCAGCAAGGGUGAGGUCACUGAGGUGUUGAUCGACUGGAUCCGCGCAGCUCGUCUCCAGCUUCGGAGGAGCUUUGGCUCUGACUUCCUUGUUUUGCGGCUGCACUCGGACAGAGGUGGAGAGUUCUCCUCUGGCCUACUGAGUGCCUACUGUCGUGCGCGAGGCAUCCGUCAGACCUUCACGCUUCCGGACUCACCACAGCAGAAUGGGAUUGCUGAGCGCCGCAUUGGCAUGGUCAUGGACGUCGCUCGUACGUCCAUGAUGCAUGCGGCUGCUCCCCAUUUUCUGUGGCCGUUUGCGGUCAGGUACGCUGCGCACCAGAUCAACCUCCACCCCAGGGUCUCUCGACCGGAGACCUCCCCAGCCCUGCUGUGGACGGGGAAGGUUGGCGAUGCGUCGGCGUUCCGGGUCUGGGGAUCUCGGGCGUUUGUUCGCGACCUGUCUGCGGACAAGCUGUCCCCUCGUGCUUCUCCCUGCGUCUUCCUGGGGUUCCCCCCCGACGCCCCUGGGUGGCAGUUUUACCACCCCACCUCUCGACGUGUUCUGUCCUCCCAGGACGUCACGUUCGACGAGUCGGUACCCUACUACCGCCUCUUCCCCUACCGCACUCCGUCCCUCCCCCCACCCCCACUCUUCUUGGUACCAGGUCCCCCCCCGGUAGUCCCCCUCCCCCCUCAGGGUCCUGCCCCUUCAGGUGUGUCCCAGGUAGACGCGGUCGAGCCUGUCGAGGUCACUGGUGACUCUGGUGCUGCUGCGGGAGCUGAACCUGGGGGUGCGGAGUCUGGGGGUGCUGAGCCUGGGGGUGCUGAGCCUGGGGGUGCUGUGCCUGGGGGUGCUGUGCCUAGGGGUGCUGAGCCUAGGGGUGCUGAGCCUGGGGGUGCUUCGUCUCGCCGAGAGCCACUCUCCCCACAGGAGCUGCGUGAGUGGUUUGCCAGGCGCUGGAGGCGUGCUGCUGGUGCUGGUGGUUCUUCGGCUGCAGAGGGUACUGCUGCCGCGCGUCCCGCCGGUGCUCGUACUGUGGGUGCUGGAGCUGCUGGGUCUGAGAGUUCUCCUGGAGCUGGUACUGCUGAGGGUGUUGGCGCUGAGCCUGCCGUUGGCGGUCCGACUGACAGUGCUCCUGGUGCUGCUGCUGGAGGUUCUGGAGCUUCUGGUGGUGCUGCUGGAGUGUGUGCUCCUGCCGGGGCUGCUGGUGCUGUUCCUGCUGUUUCUAGCGUCGCCGCUCGGCCCCGACCGUACUUCGCUCCGCUCCUGCAGCAGGUUCUUGGUCUUACACCUCCUCCUCCUCCCUUAGAGGGUCCACAGCCUGUCCGGUCACAGCCACAGCUACAGCCUGCCUCCCCUUUGCCUACUCCUUCUCCGUACGCUGGUCCGACUGGAGGUCUUACUGAGCGUCGUGAGCCUGCGUCUCGUCCUGUGUCGCCUGUUCGUACUGAGCGCGCUGGUGGUCGCGGGUCGCGUCAGCGUCCUCCUCCUGUCCCUGGCACGCACCGGAUGUCACUGCGUCCGUCCACUGCUCCUCUGCGUGCCCCUUUGCCUUCUCCUCCUGCUUCCUCUCUUCCUGCUCUUGCCGACCCGGAGUCGGACUCUCUUCGUGCUGCCAGUCCUACUGUCACGCGUCUCCUUGCUACUGCUGUCACUGACCCUUCCUUCGAGUCGUCUGCUGCGUCUGCCCUUGUCACUGAGCUUGUCGACUUUGCUGCGCGCUGUCGUCUAGACUACGCUGCUCGUCUUGUCACUGAGUCUGAGUCCGCCUGUCCUCCGUCCGUCGGGGGUGAGUGUGCCCUUGGCACGGACGUCCUUGAGGACAGGCAGGAGGAGUUCCAGUGUCUGGCCGCCGCUUCACCUCGUCUCGCGUCUGUACUGCUAGCCCCUGAGGGAGACCCGGAUGCACCAGACAUCCCGACUCCGCGCUCUUACGCGGAGGCGAUAGAGGGUCCCUACUCCUCUCAGUGGCAGGCAGCUAUGGAUGCAGAGAUGGCUUCCUGGAAGUCCACAGGCACCUACGUUGACGCUGUUCCCCCUCCCGGGGCGAACAUCGUCAGUGGCAUGUGGAUUUUCAGGGUGAAACGGCCGCCGGGUUCUCCGCCUGUCUUCAAGGCGCGUUUCGUGGCUCGUGGCUUCAGUCAGCGGCAGGGAGUUGACUACUUUCAGACCUUCUCCCCCACCCCGAAGAUGACCACUCUUCGGGUUCUGCUGCACGUUGCUGCUCACCGUGACUACGAGCUGCACUCUCUCGACUUCAGCACAGCUUUCUUGCAGGGCAGCCUGCACGAGGAGAUCUGGCUGCGUCGCCCACGCGCCACGUGA
This is a messenger RNA of Closterium sp. NIES-65, 2568 nucleotides long. Lineage: Eukaryota; Viridiplantae; Streptophyta; Zygnematophyceae; Desmidiales; Closteriaceae. The record is from the annotation of a GenBank genome assembly.